UUAUAUCAAAAUAUAGAGCUUUGGUGCGCUCACAAUCACCUAAAAUGGAAAUGAUUGACUCCUUGUUUAAGCCAAGGGGAACUGAUGAUGAUGGCCUGAUUCGGGAGUGUCUGAUUGACUUCUACACCAGUUCUGGGAAGAGAAAGCCAGAUCAAAUCAUCAUAUUCAGGGAUGGUGUUAGUGAGAGUCAGUUUAAUGAGGUGCUGAACAUUGAGUUGGAUCAGAUAAUAGAGGCAUGCAAGUUUUUGGAUGAAAAAUGGAAUCCCAAGUUCACAUUGAUUAUUGCCCAGAAGGAUCAUCAUACGAAAAUUUUCAUUCCUGGCGCUCCAGAAAAUGUGCCUCUUGGUACCGUUGUGGACAACAAGGUCUGCCAUCCAAGGAACUAUGACUUCUGCAUGUGUUCCCAUGCUGGAAUGAUAUUUUCAGGCCAUCCGUGCAAAUAUAGAUAUGGCUCCAUUCAAGCUGGAUAUUGAUGAUCUGAUAGCUGAUUAUGCCAAGGUAAAUUUUGUCAAAAAAAAUUAUGUGUUUUAUGUAUGUAGCUGGAUAUUGAUGUGUGCAAAAAAUUAUAUACUUGGAUGAGUUGGUUUGGAAGCAUGAGAUAGUGUUCUACAAAGACAAGUAUAAGAAAGCAACCAGAGAGAAAGAGUGAUUAAAAACCAAG
Setaria italica (foxtail millet) is the source of this 661-nucleotide messenger RNA. RefSeq names its product protein argonaute 4B-like. Lineage: Eukaryota; Viridiplantae; Streptophyta; Magnoliopsida; Poales; Poaceae. Gene Ontology annotation, cellular component: cytoplasm. The transcript has 6 exons. Bases 45 to 473 code for a protein of 142 amino acids. Gene Ontology annotation, molecular function: nucleic acid binding. Gene Ontology annotation, biological process: regulatory ncRNA-mediated post-transcriptional gene silencing. The record is from RefSeq and is a predicted model, not a curated record.